UCAUUCAGUCAUUCUAUAUCAUAUUUCACAUGUGAAACUUGAGUAUAGUUCCAAAACAUUUCACAGUAGAUGAAUAUGUGAUCUGUCUGGAUGAAAAUUUUCAUAAUUAAAAAAAAAACUAAAAAAUCUUUAGCAAAAAGAAUUUAGUUUAAUUUUUAUGCACCGUCUUUGUAAAAAAAUUUACACUGUUAGCACAUCACAUUCAAUCACGUGUCUGACUUAGAAUUGGUUAUUAUAAAAGUCAAAUAUUUCUAAUGAUCUGAAUGAUUGAUAGUGUAAAAAUUCUUUGCACCGUCUAUCACUGUAUGUGUGUUUGGGUGAAUCUUUGAAAAACAUAAUAUUGAAUUUGCAAGUAUGAUAUUAUGAUGUUGAUUUAUUCUUACUGCAAAGAUUCCAUCUAUAUCCUACAUCAUGAACUAACACAUUGUUGUAUAGGGUGGUAGUGGGACAGAACACAUGGAAGACUGAAGGACCCAUCUUCGGAGUUCUUAACAUUUUCUUCGGCUAUUAUUUAUGAUAACAACCGAACACAUCACAUUCAUGUUUUUCUUUUAUUGAUUCCUUUUCAUAUAAUUCUGUAAUAAUAAAACUUAAGCCACAACUCCUACACUUGCGUAAUUCUUGUUUCUGAGUUCUGAUAUUGCCAUGGACACUGAAAGAAAAAUGUCAACUCCUCUACUUUCUUCUGUUGGCGAUGAAGCUAGUUCGGUACCAACUAGAAUUCUUAUACUUACCACCCUUGUUGCUGUUUUUGGUUCUUAUGUUUUUGGAUCUGCUAUCGGGUAUUCAUCCCCUGCUCAAUCUGGAAUCAUGGAUGAUCUCAAUCUUGAUGUAGCUGAGUAUUCACUUUUUGGUUCAAUAAUGACAAUUGGAGCAAUGAUUGGAGCCAUUGUAAGUGGUAGUUUGGCAGAUUAUGCUGGUCGUCGAGUUGCUAUGGGGUUCUCUGAGUUAUGUUGCAUCUUGGGAUGGCUUGCCAUAGCAUUCUCAAAGGUUGCUUGGUGGCUUUAUGUUGGAAGACUAUUGGUAGGAUGUGGAAUGGGAAUUCUAUCUUAUGUGGUACCAGUUUAUAUAGCUGAAAUAACAACCAAGGAUCUUCGAGGGGGGUUCACAGCAAUUCACCAGCUAAUGAUUUGUUUUGGAAUAUCAUUAACUUAUCUUAUUGGAGCAUACUUGAAUUGGAGGCUUUUGGCUGUAAUAGGAACUCUUCCUUGUCUUGCACAGCUUCUGAGUCUAUCCUUUAUUCCUGAGUCUCCUAGGUGGCUGGCAAAGGUUGGUCGAUGGGAAAGGAGUCAGUCUACCUUACAGCGCCUUAGGGGAAGGAAUGCUGAUGUUUCUCAAGAGGCCACUGAAAUUAGAGAUUUUACAGAAACUUUUCAGCAGCAAACAGAAGACAGCAUUAUUGGAUUAUUUCAAUUGCAGUAUUUGAAGUCACUUACAGUGGGAGCUGGCCUGAUAAUAUUACAACAGUUUGGAGGAGUUAAUGGCAUUUAUUUUUAUGCAAGUUCUAUAUUUGUCUCCGCUGGGUUUUCCAAAAGUAUUGGAACAAUUGCAAUGGUUAUUGUUCAGAUACCAAUGACAGCUUUGGGAGUAAUUCUGAUGGAUAAGUCCGGAAGACGACCACUUUUACUGAUCUCUGCAUCAGGAACAUGCUUAGGAUGUGUCCUUGCAUCACUCUCAUUCUUUUUGGAGGACUCGCAUAGAUGGACGGAAUUCAGUCCCAUUCUUGCACUCGUCGGUGUACUAGUAUAUACAGGAUCUUUCUCACUCGGCAUGGGAGGAAUACCUUGGGUUAUAAUGUCUGAGAUAUUUCCCAUAAAUGUAAAGGGUUCUGCUGGAAGCUUUGUAACAUUUGUUCACUGGUUGUGUUCUUGGAUUGUAUCAUAUGCUUUUAACUUCCUCAUGACUUGGAGUUCAACAGGAACUUUCUUGAUAUUCUCUAGCAUAUGUGGCUUCACCAUUCUAUUUGUAGCAAAACUAGUACCAGAGACCAAGGGGCGUACUCUCGAAGAAGUUCAAGCGUCUCUUAACAAAAUAUCCAACAAAGAAGAUUUGAAUUUGGAAUGACCGUGUUUCAACAGAAUUGCAUUCAUAAUAAAUCCAAGAUGUUGCAUAAAAGUUCUGGAAACAAGUUCUGAAUGAAGGAAAUAACAAUCAACAAGUCUCUUUGUUGGUGACUGGUGUGACUAUGCAUUGCAUUGCAUUGCAUUCUAUUCUAUUCAAUGUUAGUAUCUCUUUAUGGGAUUUACUUUUUGCCAUCCAGCAGUUUCUCACGCGCCUUACAUAUUCCCCAUUUUACCCUUCCGCUACUUAAGUAGCGGACGUUAUAAAGGUAGAGUGUUUUGGGGUAUCCGCUACCUAAGUAGCGAACGGGAAUAUUUUGAUAAAUUCGUAGGGCGCGCGAGAAAAUGAGUAGGGUGGCAAAAAUAAAUCUUUUUAUUUAUAUCUUUGUUGGUUCGAGUCUGGCCUACAAUGAUCUAUAGGUUAAACAGACCAAUCCACAGCCAAUAACAAAAUAAAUAAAAUUUUUUAUUUGUAAAAGGAAAUAAAGAGAUCAAUAUUAUAUAGAAAUUUUUUUUUUUUUUUGAAAAGCUAUUAAAAUUUACUAUAUUGUUGAUAA
This is a messenger RNA of Trifolium pratense (red clover), 2617 nucleotides long. RefSeq names its product sugar transporter ERD6-like 5. NCBI's taxonomy places the organism in Eukaryota, Viridiplantae, Streptophyta, Magnoliopsida, Fabales, Fabaceae. The transcript is spliced from 18 exons. Gene Ontology annotation, biological process: transmembrane transport; carbohydrate transport. Gene Ontology annotation, molecular function: sugar transmembrane transporter activity. The record is from RefSeq and is a predicted model, not a curated record. Bases 646 to 2064 code for a protein of 472 amino acids. Gene Ontology annotation, cellular component: membrane.